CAAGUUCAAGGCUUUUAUAGACAACAAGGGGAAUUUAACAAAAAUACGAGGGAGGCAACCGUAAUUAAUCUAAAAGCUCUUAUAAUAUGAAGCUACCCACGGGCGGACGACCCCCGCCAGUUUGAAAACCCGAAAGGACGAAACACGCAACCGCAACCAACAGUGAAUUGUUAAUCACAGUACAGGUUGAAGAGUUUUGGUUUUGGUUUCCGUGUAUGCCCGCAAGUUGUUUGACAAAAUGCUUAAGAGAAAGCUGAUCAGUUGUUCUUGUUUUUCCAUGCUAUAUUGAAAAUGAUUAGGUAAUAUAUGGAUGUCAAUCACUGUUAUUUGGAUGGUAAUGCGGAUGCUGUGGAGUUUUGUCCCCAUGACUCGUUUCAGCAUGUCCUCGCUGCCUCCACCUACACGCUAGAAGAAGGUGAUCAGCCUAAACGAUCUGGUAGCAUAUCACUUUUUGAUGUUGAUGCUGAGGUGGGUCGUCUUCAGUUGACUUACAGAGUGGAAACAGCUGGGAUUUUUGAUAUAAAAUGGAGCCCAGUAGGGGGAGAUGUUGUACCUUUUCUUGCUCAAGCUGAUGCUGAUGGUUACUUAAGGAUACAUCGACUUGAAUGUUGUGUGGAGAGCUCAGAAACAUCGGGAAAUUUUCUCAAAGAGUAUUGUUAUGAGCAUGUGAGUUCGUCCAUGUGCUUGUGUCUAGACUGGAAUCCUUCUGCCACCUCCAUCACUGUGGGACUUUCAGAUGGGUCAGUCUCAAUAAUUUCCCUCACAGAGUCGCAGCUGAGUACUGUACAAGAAUGGAAAGCACAUGACUUUGAGCUCUGGACUGCUUCCUUUGAUAUCCACCAACCGCAUCUUGUUUAUACUGGAUCAGAUGAUUGCAAAUUCAGUUGCUGGGAUCUGCGAGAUAGCCCUUCUAAAUUGGUAUUCCAGAAUACAAAAGUUCAUAAAAUGGGAGUUUGCUGUAUCACAAAGAGCCCACAUGAUGCUAAUAUUUUACUCACUGGUAGCUACGAUGAGAACUUAAGGAUAUGGGAUAUUAGAUCAAUCUCUAGACCGAUAAAUGAAUCUUCGAUUUGUUUAGGUGGAGGAGUUUGGAGAAUCAAGCAUCAUCCUUCUACGCCUGUGCUCAUUUUGACAGCGUGCAUGCAUAAUGGAUUCGGUGUUGUGAAAAUAGAUGGGGAUAAAGCAGAAUUAAUUGAAACAUAUCAGAAACAUGGUUCACUUGCAUAUGGUGCAGAUUGGCAGAGGGGGGAGCUACAUGCAGAAGCAAAGAGAAAGAAGUCACUUGUUGCCACUUGCUCAUUUUAUGACAAGCUCCUUCGCUUAUGGAUUCCUCAAGCUGAUGUUUAUCAAUGAUCUUAUGAAACCUGAUGCAUAGUAUCUGUGAAGAUUCCCAAGAGUUUAGUGUCUUCCCCCUUUUAUCUAUUGGGGUCGAUUAGUGGAGAUCAUUUCAACUGUCCUGUCUACAAGGAUGGGUAUUUCUGAUUCAAGCACUGUAUUCGUAAAUCAUAUUGAAACCGGAAUUUAGAUUAUGAAUUCAGAUGAUGAAAAUUAAGGUAUUUACAGUCACAGAGGAUCUUCUGGAAACUAGGACCAAAGGCAUCUGAAAUUGACAUUGGAUUUCUGCUCUUUGGUGCUUUGUCUUGUAUUAAGAGAGCCAUUCUAGCGCAGUUACAUUUAAUUACGCCCUGAUUCAUUUCCUGAAAAGGAAGUCGAACUGAAAAAUAAAACAUAGAAGAGCUGCCAUUGGAGUGAGGCAUGUUCAGGAUUUACCAUCUUGUUAUGGUGUGGGAAGCGGCAAAAGGAUCCAGUAACUCAGGAAGUAGAAUGGAUAAAGAGAGAGACUAUUGAUUGUUCGUCUUAAUUAUGAAUUGUCAUUUGUCAAGUGGACCGAGCACCUAUUGCUUGAGGACAUACUGAUUUACUUUAUGUGAUCACUUUGGUAAUUGGAUAUCUCCUGAAAAACUAGUGUUCUUUUGAGGUUUGCAAUAAUGAAAAGCUUCUAAAUUUACUUUGACAA
Coffea arabica (coffee) is the source of this 2017-nucleotide messenger RNA. NCBI's taxonomy places the organism in Eukaryota, Viridiplantae, Streptophyta, Magnoliopsida, Gentianales, Rubiaceae. The record is from RefSeq and is a predicted model, not a curated record.